Messenger RNA from Cladophialophora immunda, 807 nucleotides. RefSeq lists its product as uncharacterized. Lineage: Eukaryota; Fungi; Ascomycota; Eurotiomycetes; Chaetothyriales; Herpotrichiellaceae. The coding region runs from base 1 to 807 and encodes 268 amino acids. The record is from RefSeq and is a predicted model, not a curated record. The transcript has a single exon. Gene Ontology annotation, molecular function: oxidoreductase activity.
AUGCCUGCCAAAUACCUCUCGAAGUUGCACGACAAAUCCGUCGUCGUCGUUGGCGGCUCAUCGGGGAUCGGCUACGGGAUCGCCGAAGCCUGUCUGGAGUUCGGGGCCAAGGUCGUCAUCGCGUCGCGCUCCGCAGACAAGGUCGCCGCCGCAGUGGAGAGCCUCAAGGCCUCGUACCCGGAGCACGCGGCGAACAUCCGCGGUCACCCCGCAAACCUGAACACGGCCGAGACGGACGUCGAGAAACAACUCGUCACCCUCUUUGACUUCGCCACGGACAACGGCGCCAGGAAGGUCGAUCACGUCGUCGAAACCGCUGGGGACCUCGAGCUGGCGGGGAAGUUGGGCCUCGACAACAUCACGCCUGAGCUGAUGGCCCAGGCGAGCUCUGUGCGGGUGGUCGGCGUCAUCAUGCUCGCCAAGGUCGCAAACAGGUAUCUGAACAAGGCACCCACGAGCUCCUUCACCAUGACCAGCGGUGCCCUCAUAUAUAAGCCGCGCCCCGGAUUCGGCCCAUUCAUCGGCGCCAGUGGGGGUAAAGAAGCCCUGUCGCGCGGGCUGGCUUUGGACAUGGCGCCCGUCCGCGUCAAUCUCGUGAGUCCCGGCGCGAUCGAGACCGAAUUGUUGUACUCCGCGGUCCCGCAGGGGAUGACGAGGGAGAGUAUCGCAGAGAUGUACAAGAAGACAAAUUUGCUAGGAAAGAUUGGCACUGUUGAGGAUGUGGUCGAGUGUUAUUUGAGUCUGAUGAAGAACGGGUUUCAGACCGGGACGGUGGUGCAUUCUGAGGGCGGGUACUUUCUGAUCUAG